Molecule: messenger RNA, 4242 nt
Organism: Chara braunii
Lineage: Eukaryota; Viridiplantae; Streptophyta; Charophyceae; Charales; Characeae
Source: the annotation of a GenBank genome assembly
GUGAGCGCUCACUCCCAGCGAUGACAACGUCCUGAUCUCCUUCCAUUUGUGCCCGAGGCGAGAUCCAUUAGCUCGGAAAUGGAUUUGUCUCUCCGUCGUCUAGACAAUAAUCGACUGUGCGAUAUGGAGAUGGGAAUGCAUGCCAAGGGGAGCACUCCUGUUUGUAAUCGAGAAAUGGUGCUCGGGGGAGGGGGUAGUUUCGUAGGCGGAGGCGGGCACACAUCCGUGCCACCCCACCUCCAUGGCAAUUCUGUUUGCGCGCCUCAGGACGGUCGCGCUGCCUACAGCCCGCCGCCGCAGUCGUCUGAGUGCCUCACUUUGAAUGGCUGUUAUGGAUCGGGCUUCAAGAUGAUGCGCUCCUGCUCGGAGGCGCUGUGCCUGUCGACGUCCCCGGCUUCACCGAGGUCGUUCAUGAUGGAGGCGACCAUGAUGGACAGGAACGGCAGUGGAGGGCGGUCGCACACGACAGUCGAUACGAAGGAGUCUAGCGCGUCGAGCACUCUCUCGCCGCCCCCGGAGAAGUCAGUCGAGCAGAAUCCGAGAUCCGCCGGAGGCAGCGGGAAAGAGGAUUGCAGACUCAUCGAGUCUAUGGGGGUCAUGCCGAGGUCAAACGUGAACACGACGAGUGUGGCGUCUGGCGGCACGACGGAGAUGACGGCGAGCACUAACAACCAUGAUGAUCCUGGCAUGACGUUAUCGUCGAAAAUAACCUCCGGAUCGCUAGUUAUAGGAGGGGGAGGAGGUGCUGGAGCGAAUGGAAUGAAGAUGUCGGGCAGCUCGUUUGCCGGAAACGGAGUAUCAGACAGCGCAGAGGGAGCACCGGCGAGGAUAGCUGGAAUAGGACAACCAGGAGGCGGGGGGGGGGGAAGUGGCGGGUCCGUGGGGCUAUCGAUCGGCGGCACGAGCUCGAAAAUGAUUGGUGGGUCGGGAAUCGGCGGCGGGAAAGAUGCAGCAGCAGCUGUUACGGGUGUGAAGCGGAAGAGGAGCCUGCCCGGUACGCCCGAUCCGCAGGCGGAGGUGGUGGCCUUGUCCCCGCGCACGCUGAUGGCGACGAACCGGUUUGUCUGCGAGAUCUGCAACAAGGGCUUUCAGCGAGACCAGAACUUGCAGCUUCACCGGCGAGGGCACAACCUUCCGUGGAAGCUGAAGCAGCGGCCUAACAAGGAAUGCCGGAAGCGAGUGUACGUGUGCCCAGAGCCGACGUGUCUACACCACGAUCCGGCGCGAGCACUGGGUGAUCUGACUGGCAUCAAGAAGCACUACUGCAGGAAACACGGAGAAAAGAAGUUCGAGUGCGACAAGUGCAGCAAGAAGUACGCCGUGCAGUCGGAUUGGAAGGCGCACAUGAAGACGUGCGGCACGCGGGAGUACCGGUGCGACUGCGGGACACUGUUCGCAAGGAGGGACAGCUUCAUUACGCACAGGGCGUUCUGCGACACGCUGGCGGAGACCGCAGCGAGAGUGAAUGCCCACCAGAAGUCUCUGCCAGCGGGGUUCCAUCCCGGCCAAAGCGACCUGGCGCAGCUCGGGCCGAAUCGGAUGCUCCCGGGGUGGCUGGCUGGAGACAUUGCAUUGAGAGAGAGCAGGGGAGAAGCCGCGGCGGCGAUGGAGCUGCUGGGGAGCGGAUACCGAGAUCGGCUGGGACUGAUGCCAGGUGCUCAUCAUUGGAGCCAAGAGACGGCAUCCGUCCCCAGUUCUCCUCAAGGGUUGAGUUCCAGAUUGGGUUUGUGGCUAGGGCAGGCUCCCCAAGACCGUGCCAAAGGUCAUCAUGGGGGAAUGCCGCUCAUGCUUCCCCAGUCUCUGCUCGGCGUCAACCCUGGCCUGGUAAAUGGCACCGUGGACCCGGGGGGGGCGCCCUACUUGGGCGGCAAUGUUCAUCAGGGUGGGCACAAAGCGGGAGCUGGAUAUGGAGGGCCGCUUCAACUCGAGUAUCCGCAAAUUCCACCGGCUCCACGCCAAGCAGCGGGCAGCCUGUUCGCUACGUUGUUCGCUUCGGGGAGUGCAGGCCAGAUUCCGCUUCCAUCCAGUCAUCACGGGAACGAGUCCAACGGACACGUGGCAGGGCCAGCAGGCGCAGGUCCAGGUGGAGGAGGGGCGAUGACGGCUAGUGGGUUAUUAUUGGCCUGUCAGAAUGCGCACGACGGGAUGGGGAUGCCGCCGAGGACGACCACCGGUGACAUGCUCGACCAGAACCACGAGUCUCAAUCACCGGGCGAGCCGGGGCCGCAUCACCCUCGUCAGGGAGGGCCUCCUCCUGGCACCGUAGACACUUAUCAUCAUAGGUGCGGUGAUGGCAGCAGCAGCAGCACAGUGCAGCAGGGGAACUCGAUGGGAACGGCGUCGAACGGGUUGCCCAUUUCGAGCGGCUUGUUGACAGGGCCUUUGGCAAACACUCCCUCCGCCGCGGCCAUGGCGCUGGUCUUGUCGGCCCAGCAACACCAGCAGCAGCAGCAGCAGCAGCAGCAGCAGCAGCAGCAGCAGCAGCAGCAGCAGCAGCAAAGGCAAGGGGAGAACCAUCGUCAUCAGCUGCCACAGCAUCAAGUCAUGCACGCGCAUCGUGGGCCACCGCCACAACACGGUCAACACCUUCUACAUCACACGGACGAGCAGGUGCAGUAUCAUCGCCAACAGCAGGCCCCAGAGCAGGGCAGUGCGGGAGCAAACGGGUGUGGCGCACAAAGGGGGGGGGACCACAACUCCGGGGCGGCAUUAAUGCACCUGCAAAAGUCGAUGGCGCAACGUCAGCUGGAAGGUAGUGGAGGCCUGGAAGGAAAUUCAAGGUCAGACCUGAGAGGCGACUUGUUCGGUGAAAACAUAUCCAAUUCGUUAGCGGCGUUGACGGCAUUCUGGGGGGCUGGAUCUCGAGUGUCGAGGGCAAUGGGGGGAGGUGGAGGGGGAGGAGGAGGACCAGCAGCAGCAGGAGGAGGAGGAGGAGGAGGAGGAGGAGCAGAGGGAGCGACGGGUGUGACACAAGGCGCCGGGAUUGGGAGCGGCACAGAGGAAGGCCCCGGCGCACUUAUGCAGAGCCAGAUACAGGCAAUGCUGAGGGGAUUCGACGGAGGAGCGACUCUCAAUGCUGAGGGGACUUGCUCCAGGGACAGUGGCAGUAGCAGUAUGGAUCAUCACGUACCUGGCUCGAGAUCUGGUAUGAUUAACACGCAUACCUUGAAUUUCGAUGAGCAGGGAAGACAUGGGGAAUCGGGGAGUGGGAGCUUACAUGACAUGAUUAACAACGGGCCAAGCGGAAGCCCUGGUCCCCAACCUCUCUGUCACUCGUCGAGCAUGAAUGUGUACGGUUGUGUUGCUGGUUCCUCUGGUGGCAACAUGGCAGCAAAUGGCCUGGUCGCGCCAAUGGGGCUGUAUGGCUAUGGAGAUCCUUUUCAGGGAGAUAUCCUGCUCAAUGCGGGAGCUGGGGGGAACCUGAGGGGGCAAGGGGGAGGACCAAGAGCUGGACCCGCCGGGGGGGGUGAAAGGGCUUGUUUGCAGAAUAAUUCUGUCGUCUGUGAGACGAUCAGCCAGAUGCAGGGUCUAGGAGCCGGCAUGCCUAUGAGCGCAGCAGUGACCACGAAAGGUCAGCAUCAGCAGCAGAUGGGAGAGCCGCAAGGCGAUUGCGUACGGCCGGGGAGGUUGUCCAACUUGUCCCUCACCUCCUUGGACGCAGAGAGGGGAACCAUGGGAGCGGUAACGAGAGACUUCCUUGGACUUGGUGGCAGCGAGAAGGCCAUGUCGCUUUCAGCAACCGAGCUGGAAGGACUGGCUGCCUUGGAAGGCAACAUAAGAGGGUUCCAGAAUGCAAAUGGGGCCGCUGCAAAUCAUCCUACCUCAGCUGUACGGUCUGUACCCGAAGGAGGUGUUGGGACAGCACAACAAGAUGCCUUAGGAUCUGCAGCUCCAGCUGUGAGACAUAACCAGUUUGAAGGACCGGGGCAGUCGAUGGGCAGUUGCUCUAGUCCGCACUGUGGCUGAUACGCUGGCGGAGGAAUUAUGAAUAUGGGUGCUGACACGGCAGUGACGGCACUGUUGGCAGUGUUGGGUGAAAUUUCUUUGUGAGCCCAUCAUAUGUAAACACACCUGCGUCUGAAAUGGGGAUUCAGACCUACAUAAUAAGAGAAUUUUCUGUACUUGGUCGCCGGACGGUACACACAUAAAGCUUCAUAAAGACAUCAAGACUUCAAAAGAAAUCUGCCGGUAGAGGAGCUGCCCGAUGGAAGAAAUGAAAUGGAAUGAACAGUUAUAAACUAG